Messenger RNA from Galeopterus variegatus (Sunda flying lemur), 1561 nucleotides. It is a transcript of the gene NTMT2, whose product is annotated as methyltransferase like 11B. Bases 440 to 1291 code for a protein of 283 amino acids. Gene Ontology annotation, biological process: N-terminal protein amino acid methylation. The transcript has 4 exons. The record is from RefSeq and is a predicted model, not a curated record. Gene Ontology annotation, molecular function: N-terminal protein N-methyltransferase activity. Lineage: Eukaryota; Metazoa; Chordata; Mammalia; Dermoptera; Cynocephalidae. Gene Ontology annotation, cellular component: cytoplasm.
GGAUCUCCUAUAAAAUAUUCACCACUCUUUGAAAUGGAAAUUAGGCUAUUCCAAUUUAGGAAUCAAAUUAAAGCAAAUAUUCAGGGUGUUAGCGGGCUGUGCUCAUGCCUGAUUGAAGUGGCAGUUAAGGGAGGGAGGCAUGCUUUUUCCUGCAUGAAGCAGGAUCUCUCUCAGCCUGUUUUCAUCUUUACUUAGCACCUGCUGGCUUGGAGUGGUGUCACCCAAGCAAUCAGAUGGUGGAUGUGCCAAGAGCCUGACCUCCCCAUGUCUGCUGUCCCUCCCCCCAACAACCCAUGACUACCGCCCUGUCCUGAUAUAGAUAGACAGAGUCCUCUGGUUUAAAAUGACAGUCUCAAGUUCGUUUAAGAAGAGAAGCCUAAUUCAAAGAAAGAGCCAGGCCAACUUCCUUUCUCUGUAGGAAUUAUUAACCCCCUUCACCAUGGCCUACUUGGGAGCCCACUUUGCCUUUAGAUCCCGCUGGCAGAAGACCGACGAUGAACUCUGUCGACAUAGCAUGUCCUUUAUCCUUCACAAAGCCAUUUGCAACGACUUCUUUCAGAGCUAUCUCUACCUGCUGGAAAAAAUUCCCCUGGUAAAAUUAUAUGCCUUAACAAGCCAAGUCAUCAACGGCGAGAUGCAGUUCUAUGCCAGAGCUAAACUUUUCUACCAAGACGUACCAGCCACUGAAGAGGGUAUGAUGGGAAAUUUCAUUGAACUGUCCAACCCAGAUAUCCAGGCCUCUCGAGAAUUUCUCAGAAAAUUUGUGGGGGGGCCCGGGAGAGCUGGAACAGACUGCGCUUUGGAUUGCGGCUCUGGGAUAGGAAGGGUCAGCAAGCACGUCUUGUUGCCAGUUUUCAACAGCGUGGAACUGGUGGACAUGAUGGAAUCUUUCCUCCUCGAAGCCCAGAACUACCUGCAGAUAAAAGGGGACAAGGUAGAAAGCUACCACUGCUACGGCCUGCAGGAAUUCACACCCCCCUUUGGGAGAUACGAUGUCAUCUGGAUUCAGUGGGUCUCUGGGUACCUGACUGAUAAGGACCUUCUCGCAUUCCUUUCCCGGUGCCAAGAUGGUCUGAAAGAGAACGGCGUCAUCAUUCUGAAGGACAAUGUGGCUCGGGAGGGCUGUAUCUUCGAUCUCUCUGACAGCAGUGUGACUCGGGACAUGGACAUCCUCCAGAGCCUCAUUAGGAAGAGUGGGCUUGUGGUACUGGGCCAGGAGAAGCAGGAGGGCUUUCCAGAACAUUGCAUCCCAGUGUGGAUGUUUGCACUGCAAAGUGAUGGACACUCCUGACCAGCAGUAGGAAUGAAUGACUGGACUGGGGCAGUGGUGCUUUAGAACAGGGGUACUCUGCUCCAAGAUGCUCCUUGUAAUGCAGAUAGAUAGAGAUGGAGAGAAGGGAUAUGAUACAUGUCUGUAAAUUAUUGAUGAUGUAGUCGGUACAAGUUUUCACGAAUGAUAUAAUGCACACAUUCUGAUGUGCACAGACUUAGAUGUGCACACACUCUAAUGAGACAUGCAUAUACUCUGGAUUUUUUGUAAGAAAGUUGGAGGGAAACAUCA